GGCGCUACGGUAGUUGGCUGAGAUUGUGCAAAAUACACAGAAGAAGAAUUUCAACUGUAGUUGUCAUAGCUGUAGUCGGGCCACUGUGACACAUUUUUCACCAUGAAAUAACAAAGAGCACUUUCAACUAUCAUCGUCCUCAAAAUGUGGAGGUUAAACAAAGUUCGCCACAAAGCUGGUCGUCCAGGCGGCAACCUGGAGGAGCUCAAGUUGAAGAGGCGGGAGCAUGAGAAAGCACUGAGACAGGCCCGCAGAGACAGACAGCUAGUGAGCAAGAGGCUCCUGCUGAAUGAAGACGAAGACCAGCCAGACGUCACCAUGGACACUGACUCGGGGGAUCAGGACGUGGUCAGCUUGUACCACAAGCUGCUACACAGUGGGCAAGAGAGGGAGGCCCACCUGAAAGCAUUGAGCAGAGCGCUCCGUGACCCAUCGGCACAGCUCACAUUCAUCAAGCAGGAAAACAGCAUGCAUCUUCUGGUUGGUCUCCUCACUGGCUCUAAUGCUACGUGCCGCCUGCAGGCUGUCAGGUGUCUUCAUGAGCUGUCGCACUCUCCUCACACCAACAUGGCACCAGCCUGUCUGCCUGCCACCCCUUACCUGCUCACCUAUCUGUCCGGUCAGAGCACCAAGUUUACUGAGCUGUGUCUCUACACACUCGGUAAUUUGUGCCCAGACAGUGAUGUUGUACAAGACAAACUCCUGGCCCAGGGCAUCAUUCCAGCUCUGGCCAACUGUAUAGAGAACCAGAGACAUAACCUCGCGGUGGUGGAAGCAGCAGGGUUUACCCUCUCUCAGCUUCUCCAGGCCAAAGAUGCAGCAGAGAAAAUAAUCCCAAUGGUCCUGGCCUCCAGGUUGCCUUCACACUUGUUAUCAGUCCUGACUCCCGACCCAAAGUUUGGGCUGGCACCUGCCAUUGAGUGUGCAUGGUGUCUGCACUACCUCACAUGCAGCUCUGAGGAUAACACUAUGCUGUUGGCUCAUGGGGCUCUGCUGAAAUGCAGUUCACUGUUGGUGUCACUAGGUGGUGCUGUGGCUGAAGGAAACAAAGAAGAAGGAAUGGAGCUGCUCAUUUGUCCCCUGCUGAGGUGUGUGGGAAACCUCCUGUCCUGUUGCCCAGUGGAAAACUUGAACGCUCAAGUGAGUGACGAUCACAUUGUGGUUGCUCUGUGUGCACUUCUUCGGGCGUACCUGCAGACCCAGCCGUCCUUGGCCAGAGAGAGCGCCUGGGUGCUCAACAACCUCACAGCUCACUCCAGUGCUUUGUGCUCUGCUCUGCUGACUCUCAACUUGGUGCCUGGACUGAUCCAGCUGCUCUCUUUCUCUCAAGGCAUCAAUAUCAUGAUCCUGAGGGUUAUAGCAAAUAUUGCCCACAAGAAAAAGGAGUUCUGUGUCCAGCUGGUCCGUCUUGGACUGCUGUCUGCACUCUUUGCCACACUGAAAAUGGCCAACCAAGACAUGGUGACUCUGAGUAUGGAUGUCCUGUUCAUGCUGGUCGUUAGUAGUCCACAGGUGUCCGAGCAGUUUGUUAAGCAAGGAGGACUUUCCCUUUUAGAAGCCAUUCAGUACAACAGCGAGGGAGAGAUUAGACGAAGAGCAACACAUCUCCUGGAGCACCACCUGCUGUCCUACUCAUCCUAUUGCACGGUGGACAGCAUCCCAUGUUCCUGAACCAACAGGAAGGCAACACUGUGGUGCAGUGUGCCUCAAAACAUCGACACAAUGAGGACACACCUGAGAAUACCUCUUGUUUAUUUUGUGCAAAGUUUCUAAUGGAUGAACAAUAUUUAAUAUGAUCUGCUGGUAUUUUGAUGUAUCACCAUCUUCAGUGUUGUUUUCUUAGCGGUAUUUUAAUAUAUUAUUUAUAUAGAUAUUUUUAAUACCUGUGACUCUGCCUCUGUGCAAUUAAUGACUGUACUUUCAACAAAUGAAUGAAUUAUGAAUUAAUAAAUAUCACGUUUUUCACAUCU
Messenger RNA from Scatophagus argus, 1970 nucleotides. RefSeq names its product transmembrane and coiled-coil domains 6 (gene tmco6). The transcript is spliced from 13 exons. The coding region runs from base 145 to 1671 and encodes 508 amino acids. NCBI's taxonomy places the organism in Eukaryota, Metazoa, Chordata, Actinopteri, Scatophagidae. Gene Ontology annotation, molecular function: protein binding. The record is from RefSeq and is a predicted model, not a curated record.